GCACCCGGUACCGACAACUGAGUACCGACAUGGUUCUUGCAGUGCAGCCAUGACCACAGCUCGUACCACUCCCAGAUAACGCUAUCGCAGUGCAGCCAUGGCCAUGAAAACACAGCUCCUUCGCUUGCUACCUCUGCUGCUCCUGCUCCUUCCGCCUCCCCUUCGCGAUUACUUGUCGACCGAUGAAGCCGCCGGCGUCAGAGUCCGCCAGGGCCGGCUCCGUGUCUACCACCCGAUAAUCUUGUUCCCUGGCAUAAGUUGUCCCAACCUGGAGGCGCGGCUGACCGACGCUUACACCCCGUCGGCGCCGCGCUGCGGAGCGCUCAAGGGGAAGGGAUGGUUCCCUCUCUGGAACAACACCCGGGACGUGCUCGACCAUGAUUACCUUCCAUGCUUACAGGAGCAGAUGAGCCUCGUGUAUGACCCCGUCCUCAACGACUUCCGGAACCGGCCCGGCGUCGAGACGCGCGUGCCCGACUUCGGCUCCUCCUACGGUUUCACCUCAAAGGACGAAGUGGGCGGCCUUAACAUCUAUUGCAUGUCAAAACUUCGCCAAGAACUGGAGGCACUAGGUUAUCGCGACAGAGAUACUCUUUUCGGCGCUCCUUACGACUUACGGCACGCUCCACCUUCACCCGGCCAGCCAUCUCGGGUGUACACCGACUACUUUGCCCGUGUCAAGAAUCUGGUGCAGCAUGCGAGCGAGAAGAACGGGAACAAGCCUGUCAUCCUCGUUGGGCACAGCUUCGGAGGCAAGGCAGCCCUCGACUUCGUCAAUUCGACUCCCCUUCCAUGGAGGAAAAAAUUCAUCAAACACAUGGUCCUAAUAGCACCCACACCUCCUACGGGCUUUGUACAGGUGCUCACGAACUUCGCCUCUGGGCCGUCAGUCAUUCUUAUACCGACCGUACCUUGGCUGGGUUUGCGUCCAAUGUGGAGAACUUUCGCGAGUUCCCUUAUAUCCUUCCCAUCUACCAGAGUUUUUGGUCAUGAGCCGCUUGUAGUCACCAAACAUAUGAACUACUCAGCAUAUGACUACAGGGAUAUGCUCAUGGAUCUCGGUUUCAGCAUUGACAUCAUAAAAUGGAUACUUCGGAUGAAUCUAAAGGUUGAUGCUCCAAUGGUGCCGACGACAUACCUCAAUGGAGUUGGUUUCCAAACAAUAGAUCAGGCAGUAUACUGGGAUAGUAACUUUGAUGUGGAGCCAGAGUAUGUAUAUGGCGAUGGUGACGAUGUCGUCAACUUAGUUAGCUUGUUGGCAUUUGUGGAAGAAAUGAGGAGGCAGCAGCAGCGGAAUAGCAUACACUUCAAGUUCAUCAAGAUUGCUCAUACUAACCACUCUCAUAUUCUAAUUCAGGAACGUUCACUUAAGAGAGUUAUGGCUGAAAUUCUAGAAGCUAAUUGCAGAGGAGACAUCACGUAAUAGUUUUGUGUUUCCAUUCAUGUAAAAAAUGUUGUAUUCUCGUUGGAGAAGCUGGCAUUGUUGUGGAAUAAAUGUAUUAUGUAAGGAUAAUCCAUAAAUUGAAUAAGAACCAAGGCCUUGGUUACUA
Molecule: messenger RNA, 1550 nt
Organism: Triticum aestivum (bread wheat)
Lineage: Eukaryota; Viridiplantae; Streptophyta; Magnoliopsida; Poales; Poaceae
Product: lecithin-cholesterol acyltransferase-like 1
Exons: 2
Coding region: 98-1423 (441 amino acids)
Biological process (GO): lipid metabolic process
Source: RefSeq, a predicted model, not a curated record